AUGAGCUUUCCAUACGAUACACUGGAUCCUAAUCGACAACAAAUCCGACUGCUCUCCAUCCAUCCCUCCCCAAUCAAAUGUUAUCCAAUCCAUUGCUCCCUCCAUACCGUGUCACUCAAUGAUUCUCCAAAGUUCGAAGCUCUUUCAUACGUCUGGGGAACGGACUAUGCCACCGAGCAGAUAUUCCUCAAUGGUGUAACUUUUCACGUAACCCCGAACGUGGCUAAAGCUCUGCACCAACUUCGACGUAGAUUUGGGCGUCGGGAUAUAUGGGUCGAUGCUAUUUGCAUCAACCAAUGCGACAUUCGUGAGAAGAAUACCCAGGUACCUUUGAUGGCUACUAUAUACUCCACGGCGGCUCGCGUGGUAGUCAUGCUGGGAGAUGCCACCCCGGAGAUCGAGCUGGCGGUGGGAUGGGCAGAGAGAUAUGUGGAGAAGGAAUUUACCAAACGGGCAUUAUACUGGUGGUGGCUCGAUUUAGCGAGCAAAUAUUCUCACAAGGCUAGAGUGAAGAUGAUUUAUGCGGACUGCAAUACCUUACAGGGCAUGAUCCAGAUUAUGACGAGGCCUUACUGGUUUCGAAUGUGGACGUAUCAGGAAUAUCUUCUGCCCAAGAGUCAGCCACAUACUGUCUGUGGUAAUUUAAGUUUUAAGACCUCGAUAAUGUUAGCGGAGCUUGGAAAAGACUGGAAGUGGACACGCGGAGUCGACAGGCUCCCGAGAGAUAACAAUAUACCGGCUGAUGAGCUGGAAUCUCUGGAAGGUUUAUGGAGGAAGGCCCGCGAGGAAUUCAGGGAAACUUGCAAUUACUACGGAGUCUCCUCUAUUAGAGAACCUGGGGUGUUUGAAGGUCGAAGAAAUCCGGGACAUCAUUUCAUGAGAACAAAGCAUCGGAAAUGUCAAAAUCCUAGAGACAGAAUUUAUGGUCUCUAUGGUGUCAUGCCGGACCUCCAGAAGGCUUUCCCUCCAGAUUAUCAAAAGCCAUUUGAGCAGAUUGCGCUGGAGACGACGAUCUGGAUGAUAGAGCAAGAGGGGACUGAGUUUCUCAUGCUGGCUCCUAUCGCUGGACCCAAUGCAAGGGAGCUCCCUUCCUGGGUGCAGGAUUAUCGCCCAGGCCCCGCACGAUUCAUAGCGUCUUACAGGUAUUUUCCUCUAACAGAGGCUCCAAGGUACAUAAUACAUGGGCCAUCCGAAGAUGAAUCAGAGCAAACAAGAACUAAGGUAUCUGAUAAUGGAUCAAUCUUACACCUCCCUGCUCAGCGGUUCGGUCAAUGCUAUGCCGUGUUGCAAUUUUCAACAAACCCACGCACAGUUCGAAAUCAGCUUAUUGGGGUUUUCCGGAUGAUAAAGAAGCGGUGGAGCGAUCACCAUGAUAGGCGUAACAUGCAAAAGCACCUUCUCGGCAUAUGGGGUGCUUUUCACAAUAUCUCGCAAGACCACAUCGACGAUGGGAUACAUAGUUUGCUGGAGAUAGCGGAGUUAGAUCCAGCGGUCGUCACCGAGGGGAACAUGGGGGAGAGAGAGGUUGACACGGAACCUCUUAUUGAACAGUGCCAGAAUAUUGGAGGCCACAGGCUGUUUUUGGCGUAUGUAUCCUUUCGCUACAUCUUUGGUGUCAGUCCAGGAGCAGUGGAAGAUGAUGACAUUCUCACUAUUCCGCAUCUCUUGAACAGCGCGGUCAUACUUCGCAUUGAUGACACUGUGGCCAACAAGGGCGAUAAACCGUACUAUAAAAUAGUUGGCCAGGCCAUCAUGAGCACAUCAUACUUCCGAACCAUUUCUGGAAAUCUCGAACAAAACCCUGUAGAGGAGUUUCUUGUGAUUUGA
Messenger RNA from Aspergillus niger, 1827 nucleotides. RefSeq lists its product as uncharacterized. The coding region runs from base 1 to 1827 and encodes 608 amino acids. The transcript has a single exon. The record is from RefSeq and is a predicted model, not a curated record. Lineage: Eukaryota; Fungi; Ascomycota; Eurotiomycetes; Eurotiales; Aspergillaceae.